This is a messenger RNA of Hippopotamus amphibius kiboko, 2199 nucleotides long. It is a transcript of the gene EEF1AKMT3, whose product is annotated as EEF1A lysine methyltransferase 3. Bases 305 to 985 code for a protein of 226 amino acids. The transcript is spliced from 3 exons. Lineage: Eukaryota; Metazoa; Chordata; Mammalia; Artiodactyla; Hippopotamidae. The record is from RefSeq and is a predicted model, not a curated record. Gene Ontology annotation, molecular function: protein-lysine N-methyltransferase activity. Gene Ontology annotation, biological process: peptidyl-lysine methylation. Gene Ontology annotation, cellular component: cytoplasm; cytosol.
CCUUGGGGCGGGGGAGAGGGCGCGUGCGCGCCGCUGGUGCCUCGCCGCGCUGGCGAGGCCGCGCUCGCAGGCCGCCUCUGUGCCGUCUGGGCCGCCGUCCGGCGGCAGGCAGCCGCGCGCCUCCGCUUCCUGCGGCCCCUUAACCCUCGCCCCUCGCGCCUUCUCCCUGCCUCCGAGCCGCGUCUGGCGUGCGCGGGGGAGCGGGGCCGGGGAGGCCGUUCCUCCCUCCGCUCCGGGAAGUCGAGCCGGAGGAGGGAGGGCACGCUCGGGCCGGAGGGGCCCCCGGGACCCGAGCGCCGGCCGCAUGGCCGACCCCCGCCCGGACCCCGAGUCCGAGCCCGAAGCGGUGUUCCCGCGCGAGAUCGGGCUCUUCGCCGACUCCUACUCGGAGCGGAGCCGGUUCCGCUUCUGUGGGCACGUGCUGAGCAUCACGGAGAACUUCGGGGCGCGCCUCGGGGUGGCGGCGCGCGUGUGGGACGCGGCUCUGAGCCUGUGCGGCUAUUUCGAGAGUCAUCAGGUGGAUUUCCGAGGCAAGAAAGUGAUCGAGCUGGGCGCGGGGACGGGCAUCGUGGGCAUCUUGGCCGCGCUGCAGGGGGGGGAUGUUACCAUCACUGACCUGCCCCUGGUCCUAGAACAGAUCCAGGGCAACGUCCAGGCCAAUGUGCCGGCUGGAGCCCGGGCCCAGGUCCGUGCCUUGUCCUGGGGGAUUGACCAGCAUGUCUUCCCUGGAGAUUAUGACCUGGUGCUGGGGGCUGAUAUCGUGUAUCUGGAGCCCACCUUCCCACUGCUGCUGGGGACCCUCCGACACCUGUGCGGGCCCCAUGGCACCAUCUAUCUGGCUUCCAAGAUGAGAGAGGAGCACGGGACAGAGAGCUUCUUUCAGCACCUCCUGCCCCAGCAUUUCCAACUGGAGCUGGCCCAGCGGGAUGAGGAUGAGAAUGUCAACAUCUAUAGGGCCAGGCACAGGGGACCAAGACCUGCUUGAUGUCACUCUUCUGCUCCUUUGAACCCCUUGUUCUCAUGAAGGAACUGCCAUAUCUUCAGAGCCAUAAACAUAAGGACCAAAGACGAUGGAUUUCGGUUGCCUCUGGCUUUCCUCCUUCUCUCUUUGUUUCCUGAGAUACUCUUGGGCAGGUGCAGGGAGGUGCUGCUUGUUAGGGAUACUAGAGCCGAAGCUGUACUGGGCUAGAGUACAAAGGAAAUUCCCAGUUCCUGUUCUCAGCAGGGGAAGAUGGGAGGGUAUCCAGGACUUCAGGGGAAGGGGAGGUAAGUGGGAUGUGCGGCUGCAGAGAGACAGUCAUGGUCCCGUCUGGUCCUGCUGUUGUCUUUUUAUACAGAAUGGAUGAUUUUUUUUCCAGAUUCUACUGGAAUUUUUUAAAAGAGGAAGUAAAUAAGCAUUAAAGAUCCCUUCUGCAUCCAAAGAAUUCAGGCUUUUGCUGGGGGGCUGCGAAGCAGGAAACCUCAGGCCACCCAGUUCUUGUUCUAGAGAUAGUCUGGUGGAACCACGGCUCUAACUGGGUCAAGUCCUCCCAGCCCUGAAGGUGGGGAUAUGCAGCAAGCUGUCCUUUGGACCAUAGCUCCUUCACUUCUUUUGGAGUGGAGCCCUAACCACUAAGUACCAGGUUCUCUUUGAGUUUUCGUUAGGUUUCCAAGUCCUGUCAGUCCUUCCUUCCUAAUGUGUUUUGCCUUCACCUCUUUUUUCCUCCCACUGUGGGACCUCUGAUAGGGGCUCUCUUUACUUACUCCUCGGGCCACACAUCACCUCCUGUGGCCUCCUGGCCUCCUUUCACUCCCCUUCAAACCAUUCUGUCAGCUCUUGUGAUCUUCCAAAAUCAGCUCUGAUUAGCUUCUGCUGCUGCCAACAGAGGCAAGAAUAAGCUCUUCUGCUUGGUACUCGGUGUACCCCGUGUGAUCCCCAAUUACCCUUCUACUUCAUUUCCUACUGGUUUCCUACACACAUUGCAGCCUCUGGCCAAAUUACAAAAAGUCUACUCUUUGUUCCCUAAAUCCACACCAAGAUUCCCUGGCUUCUUCCUUCCAUCUUUUUGAUGAUUCCCUGCCUGAAGCGUUAUUUCUGCCUCUCAAAAUCUUCAUUACUCUCUCUCCUGAAAAAAGCUUUUCCUGAGCCUCCUGUUUGCAUAGGAUUUCCUUCUCCCUCGAGACCCUUUCCCUGUGGGUCGUGCGGGGCUUACCGUGUCU